Messenger RNA from Amaranthus tricolor (Joseph's coat), 1951 nucleotides. RefSeq lists its product as uncharacterized. Bases 784 to 1272 code for a protein of 162 amino acids. The transcript has 2 exons. The record is from RefSeq and is a predicted model, not a curated record. NCBI's taxonomy places the organism in Eukaryota, Viridiplantae, Streptophyta, Magnoliopsida, Caryophyllales, Amaranthaceae.
GGUUCGUCUCCGGCUCUCCGCCUAUGUCGAUUUCGAAGGUUGUGAAUACCAGUUCUAUUAUGGCGGUCCAAAGGGCAGCUCAUCUUCCUAAUCGAGAUUUGGGCCUACGUGGUUCAUCCUCUGAGCCAUUGUCUCAUGUCACGCCUUCUAGGGUUACUGUUCCAUCUUUGACUAUACUUGUUUCUUCGUUGGUUUCAGGCCUGAGAUCUUCUGCUAUUGCUCCUCUUAGUCCUCAAUCUGCUAUGGUUGAAUCUCAGGCGAAUCUAUACUCGAGCUGGGCUGCGGUGGUUCAUGAUGGUUCUCAUGUUGCAUGUGCUCCUCCCGUUGCUUCCCCUGUUUCAGUUCCUUUGGUGAAUAAUGCUACCAUUCCACAACCUGUGUCCAAAUUUGUAGAAGGAUAUGAAAAGUUCUGGUAGAUUCUUUACUUGGUCCAAUAAGCGUGCUGGUGAGGAGAGAAUUCUUAGUAAGAUUGAUCGGGUUCUCUGUAAUGAUUUGUGGGUUAUUCAAUGACCACAUAUUGAAGCUAUCUUUUUGCCUGAGGAGUCCUUUGAUGAUUCCUCUAUGCUAAUUAGAUUCAUGAAAUCACAGAGAAGGAAGAGUGGCUUCAAAUUCUGUAAUCACUGGGCUCAAAAGGAGAAUUUCAUAGAUACUGUUGAGAGUAUUUUGUGUCAGGAUGUUCAGGGGCAUAAAAGGCUAAAGACCAUCCUCAGAGACACUUUUCAUAGGGUUCCUGUGCAGCAAGCUUUGGAGCAUGCUGAAGCCUAACUCUUGCUGGCACAAUCCAUGUUGCAUUCUGAUCCACUUGUCACUGCUUAUGUUGAUGCUGAGGUGAAGGCUGCUGAGAGUCUUAAACGAGCUAAGCAGGAUUACUCUAUUUAUAUGCAACAGAUAGGCAAAGUGCAAUGGAUAAAGUUUGGCGAUGAGAAUUCCAGAGUUUUUCAUCAGAGUAUCCGACAGAGACGGGUUACUAAUAUUAUUUCCUCCCUUCACCUUGAGCUGGUUAGUGAUCCUAACUUGAUUCAAAAUGUUUUCAUAUCCUUUUACUCUGAUAUAUUAUGUAGUUCUUUGAAGCAUCGAAGGAGAAUUAAUAUGAUGGUGAUUUCCACUGACCCUGUCUUGUCAGCUAGUCAAAGAGAGGCCUCUCCCUCUCCUUGUCUAAGCAGGAAAUUAAGGAUGCUUUAUGGAGUAUUCCUGAUGAUAAAGCUCCUGGUCUUGAUGGUUAUAAUAGCAAGUUCUAUAAGGCUGCUUAGCCUAUUGUUGGUGAUGAUUUGAUUGAUGCUGUGCAGUCUUUCUUUUCCUCUAGUAAACUCUUGAAGCAAUGGAAUUCCACAGCUAUUAUUCUUGUCCCCAAGGUUAAAAGUCUUUCUUCUUCAAGGGAUUAUAGACCCAUUGCUUGUUGUCAUACUAUAUAUAAGUCUAUCUCUAAGUUCAUUUGUUCCAGACUUACUUUGGUCCUCAGUGAUAUUGUUAGUCUUAACCAAGGGGCUUUUGUGAAGGGUAGGAGUAUUAUUCAUAACAUUCUCCUAUGUAAGGAGAUUGUUAGACAUUACUCUAGGAAAAACUGUUCCCCUAGCUGUUUGAUCAAGGUGGAUUUGAGCAAAGCUUAUGAUACCAUGGAUUGGUUGUUUAUUAAAGACAUGCUUGUUGCCCUUGGUUCCCCAAUAGAUGGAAGGUAUCUAAGUUCAUGAAGAAGAUUGCUAUUGCCUCUGUUAGUAAUCUGAUUUAUUUGAUUUGGAAAGCGCGAAUGAUUGUAUUUGGCAGCUCAAGCUUAGCACCCCUGAAGCUGUGAUGAAGAGUAGCAUUAAGCUUCGUAUUUUCAGUUUGUAGCCUGAGUCUAUUUCCAUGUAUAAGGAUCUCCUAGAGUAAUCCUCUUGUUUUUGAUUCUGUUUUGAGGCUUGUUGGCCUUCUCUGGUUUUGUAUUCGCUUUGUUUGGAAUUAAUGAAAUAUUAUU